This is a messenger RNA of Gordionus sp. m RMFG-2023, 3152 nucleotides long. Its product is annotated as DNA repair endonuclease XPF-like. Gene Ontology annotation, cellular component: nucleotide-excision repair factor 1 complex. Bases 36 to 2882 code for a protein of 948 amino acids. The record is from RefSeq and is a predicted model, not a curated record. The transcript has 16 exons. NCBI's taxonomy places the organism in Eukaryota, Metazoa, Nematomorpha, Gordioida, Chordodea, Parachordodidae. Gene Ontology annotation, biological process: double-strand break repair via homologous recombination; nucleotide-excision repair involved in interstrand cross-link repair; resolution of meiotic recombination intermediates. Gene Ontology annotation, molecular function: damaged DNA binding; single-stranded DNA endonuclease activity; single-stranded DNA binding.
CAUUUACUAAUAGUCAGCUGAUUUUCAAGUUUUAAAUGAGUACAUUGCUUGAAUAUGAAUCUCAAUUAUUUUUAGAUUGUUACCACGAUGAUGGUCUAUUAAUUUUAGCCAAGGGUUUGGGAAUUAAUAGAAUAUUUUUGAACUUUCUAAAGCUUUACCUUGACCAUGAAAAUUUAGUUAUCAUUUUGAAUAGUUCCCAUUUGGAUGUUGAAUACUUUAUAGACAAACUUAAAGAAGAUGGUGAGAUGUUUUUGCCUAAAAUAAUUAAUAAUGAAACAUCUUCUCAAAAGAGAAGUGCCAUAUAUCUUGAAGGUGGUGUGCUUUUUGUGUCCACCAGAAUUUUUAUUGUUGAUAUGCUCACUGAAAUAAUAUUAAUACCAUCUAUUACUGGAAUACUAGUUUACAAUGCUCAUAAAAUUGCUGGAAAAUGUCAAGAAGUAUUUGCUCUAAAGAUUUUUCGAGAAACAAACAAAAUAGGGUUUAUAAAGGCAUUUUCUGAUGUGCCACAAGCUUUUAACAAGGGAUUUUUAAGUCUAGAAAAUGUAAUGAAGAGAUUGUUUUUAAGACAUUUACAUCUAUGGCCAAGAUUUCAUUCUUCAAUAAUAUUGUUUUUAGAAAAUCAUAAACCAAAUGUUAUAGAAAUACAAAUUAAACCUACAAAAUUGAUGAAUGAAAUUCAGAUUUCAAUUAUUGAACUUAUUCAACUAUGUAUAAAGGAACUAAAGGUAUGUUGCAUGACGGACUCUUUCUUGUUAGAAGAUAUCAAUGUGGAAAAUGUGAUAAGUAGAACCUUUUCCGAUGUGAUAAGAAUAAAACUAGAACCAGCAUGGGAUCAAUUAAACUCCAAGACCCAGAAUUUAAUUCUUUCCCUUAAAACUCUUCGACAUUUAUUGAUCAAUUUGUACAGACUUGAUAGCUCUACUUUUUUUAUCCAGUUUCAAAGUCGAAGAAAGGAAUGUCUAAGUGGGAAUUCUCCCGUUAGCAAAUGCGACUCCCAAUGGAUGCUAGAACCUGCGGCAGAGUUACUAUAUUUAAAGGCUAAAAAUAGGGCCGAAAAUGGUACCAAUCACAAAAUAUCUGGAGAAAACCCUAAACUAAACGUUUUGGUCCAAAUUUUGAACAAAUUAAAAGGGCCGUCAUUUAUAGGACAUAGAGAAGAAGAUUUAGAGAGAGGAAACGAAGAUCAAGAAAUUCAACCGAGUGUAUCACUAGAGAAAAAAAUGAUUUUAAUAUUAGUGAAAGAUGAAAUUAUAUUAGAACAAAUCAGGACUCGCUUAAGUAGACCCAUUUGUCAAGACGAUACUAAUACCACAAACGAAAACGUAGACGAAUUCGAAAUAACGGAAAAUGUUCCCAAGACUAAUGAUAAGCAACGAUUCACAAAAAAACGCAAGGUCAAAAAUGUUCCAGGUACCAAAAGACCCAAAUUGGAGGAUUUGCAGGAAGAAGGGGGUAAUUGUGCACCUACACUUAAUUGUGAUAUUAAUAUUGAAGAAAUGCAUAAAUCUAAUGAACCAAACAGUUCCAACAUCUUCCGAGAAAAUAUUCAAUCAGUAAAAGAAGCAAUUGAAUCAAAUAUCACUUUGCCACCAUCAAAUUUAUCAUUCUAUCCUCACGGUCACGUUAUUCUUUUAUCAAUAGAAACUAUCGGUGAAAACCAUUUGACAAAUAUAUUGGAAGCAUUUGAACCUAGUCACGUUAUAUUGUAUGACCCUGAGUUAACUUUGAUAAGAGAAAUUGAGGUAUAUCAGGCCACCUUACCAUCAAAUCAAUUGACAGUUUAUUUUCUCAUGUAUUCCGAUUCCGUAGAAGAACAGAUUUACCUUAGUUCCUUAAGGAUAGAAAAAGAAGCUUUCGAAUUUUUGAUUCAUCAGAAAGGGUCCAUGAUGCUCCCUUCAGACAUAGAAGGUAAGGAUGAGACGGUUGCUCUAACGGAUAUAUCAGUAUUAGAUAAUAAAUAUUCCAGGAAAUCUGGAGGUCAAAUCGUGCAAUCUUCGAUCUUACAAACUCCCAUCAUAUUGAUAGAUGUUAGAGAAUUUAGGAGCGAACUUCCCUCCUACUUGUAUUCCUUGCCCUUUAUUGGCGAUACUCUAGGAGACGACUCUACUCCUGUUAGGCUCAAAAUUAUCCCCUUGACUCUCCCAAUCGGAGAUUACAUCCUUACUUCUGAACUAUGUGUUGAGAGAAAGACCGUACCUGAUCUGGUUCAAUCAUUUAACACGGGCCGGCUUUAUCAACAGAUUAAAGCGAUGGUGAGAACUUAUGCCAAACCGGCAUUGAUGAUAGAGUUCGAGAACGAUGUUAGACCUUUCAUUUUACAGGCGAGAUCAACAGCAAGAUCUUUAUACUCAAAACCCUCGUCUUUGGCUUGCCAACUAAAUACCGAAAUUUCCGCCCUGGAUAUCCAAUCCAAAUUAGUCAUACUGACUAAACAUUUUCCUUCUCUAAGACUCAUUUGGUGCUGCAACCCAAAAAUGGCUGCCGAACUUUUUUUCGAAUUUAAAGUGGGAAAACCUCAGCCCUGCAUACCUAAUACGAUAGAUAACAAUAAUAAGAUACGUUCUACUUCUGACAUUUUAUACGAUGAAGAUAGUCAAGACAUUGAUUUGCUAAGUCAGGAAGGGGUGAAAAAUGACAUGAACGAUGAAACAACCGUUUAUAAUAUUAAAACCACAAAUUUCGGCCAUUUAGCUUUCGAUAUGCUUUGCAAAAUACCUGGGCUAAACGUUAAAACAGCUAAAAUGUUGGUCAAAAAAUGUCACUCUCUGCUAGAUUUGAGCGGUUUGACAUUGCUAGAUAUUUCACAAACUUUGGGUAACUCAGCAAACGCCGACAAAAUGUGGAACUUUUUACAUAAUACCACCCGGAAAAAACUUCAUUAGUGAUCAUCACAUGAUAAGCUAUAAACUCCCCUCUCGCGAUAAUACCUUGAAUAUACGUGUACUUAUUGUAUUUUCCAAUCGGGUCACGACCCAUUUUUUCAUUUUCCUAUCUAUAUCCGCUUAUAAUACAAAUUAUAUAAAACUAUAUUGGUUAUAAUAGUAUAUAUAUUUAAAAAUUUGUCAUUAUUACUCAAAUGAUCUCAGGAAAAUAAAAAAAUAUUAUUGUAAAAUUAUCAUUUUUGUAACCUUACUAUACUAUCUUAAUAUAAA